Molecule: messenger RNA, 2810 nt
Organism: Saccostrea cuccullata (small rock oyster)
Lineage: Eukaryota; Metazoa; Mollusca; Bivalvia; Ostreida; Ostreidae
Product: gamma-tubulin complex component 2-like
Exons: 28
Coding region: 178-2685 (835 amino acids)
Biological process (GO): cytoplasmic microtubule organization; spindle assembly; mitotic cell cycle
Cellular component (GO): equatorial microtubule organizing center; gamma-tubulin complex; centrosome
Molecular function (GO): gamma-tubulin binding; microtubule minus-end binding
Source: RefSeq, a predicted model, not a curated record
UGGUGAUGAUGUGAAGUGUCCGCUCAUCAAGCUAAGAGAAAGAUAGCUGAGUCAACAAAAACUCCUAUUGAGUUCCUAGCCAAGUAUGAUGAACUCAAGUCUAAAAAUAACAGAGAACUGGACCCCUUUGUGUUUCUCCUUUCCAAACUGUGUGAGGAGGAAGAGACAAAAGAGUACAUGGCUAAAAAUGCCAAAGACAAAGCUGAUAAAUCUGGUUUGGCCUUGGCCUCACAUAGCAGGGUCAUUUCACAGCUCCCCGCCCCGGGGGCAAAAAUCACCAUGCAGGAUUUCACAGAGUUAAAGGACACGCUGUUUAAAGAAUCAAAAAUGAUGACUGCAACUACAUCGUCAGAAAUAUUAAGGAAAGCCCUGCAGGAGAAACCAAACAAACGCAAUGUAAACAUUCCUCCUCAGCCAGACUGGUUGUUUAAGAGACCUUCCCUGACCCUGGACUUCAUUGUGGGAGUAGAUGAACCCUCUGAUCAAAAUAUUAUUCCUCUAAGCAGCAUGAGUGUACCAGCUCAGGAGCACGCCAUUCUGGAUGACAUGUUGAACUGUAUGCAGGGAAUUGAGGGUAAAUACAUCCUGGCCCGAGCUCUGACAGAGAGGUAUGCUCCAAAGGAAUUCAUGUUGGACCAAAAUCUGGAUCCAUCUCUACAAGACCUUGUCAGAAGAAUUCUUCCCUUGUGUUGUAACUACUCUACUGUGGUGAGGUUUAUUGAAGAGAAAUCAGCAUUUGAGUAUGGACUCGUCAACCAGGCUUUAAGUGCAGCCAUGAGAACUCUUAUCAAGGACUACAUGGUUCUUGUAGCACAGUUGGAACAUCAAUACAGAUUGGGUAACCUGAGUUUACAGAAGCUGUGGUUUUACAUUCAGCCAACCAUGAAGACACUGGACAUUUUGGCUUCAGUGGCUAACUCUGUCAACAAGGGAGAGUGUAUAGGAGGGGCAGUGUUGAGUCUCCUCCAUGAUAAAACAAGUGGACUGGUUGGGGAUUCAAAAGGACAGGACCUUUGUCUUUACCUUACACAGUCUGCCUCCGUCCCAUACUUUGAGAUUCUAGAGAAGUGGAUUUAUAAAGGAAUCAUCUCAGACCCUUACUCUGAGUUUCUUGUGGAGGAGAAUGAGACAAUUAACAAGGAGAAGUUACAGGAAGAAUACAAUGAUGCAUACUGGGAAGGCCACUACACGAUCUGUCGGGAGCGGAUCCCAGUAUUUCUAGAACAGGUGGCCAACAAAAUCCUCAACACGGGAAAAUAUCUCAAUGUCGUACGACUUUGUGGUCGUGAUGUGCAGUGUCCUUGCGCUGAAGAAAUUGUGUACACAGUGAAGGAAAGGAAAUACUAUGAACAGAUAGAGAAAGCAUAUGAGUACUCUAGUAAACUACUGCUAGAAUUACUAGUGGAAGAGAAGGAACUGAUGGCCAGAAUUAGAUCCAUCAAGCAUUACUUCCUGUUGGACAAGGGGGACUUUAUUGUCCAGUUUAUGGACAUGACGGAGGACGAGAUGAGACAAGAUAUGGAGAACAUCACCCCCACACGUCUGGAGACCUUACUGGAACUGGCUCUCAGGACCAGUACAGCUAACAUUGACCAGUUCAAGGACGAUCUCAGAGUGGAAUUGCUUCCAUUCGACCUUAUCACACAGCUGUUUAAAAUCCUUUCCAUAGAAACAAAGAAAGAAAAAGAGUAUAAAGUAGAUCCAACUGACCUUCACCUCUCUGGACUCGAGUCCUUCUCCUUUGACUACAUGGUCAAGUGGCCAGUGUCCCUGGUUCUUAACAGGAAGGCUCUUAUCAGAUACCAGAUGCUGUUCAGACAUCUGUUUUAUUGUAAACAUGUAGAGAGGCAACUUUGUAGUGUUUGGAUCGGUAACAAGGCAGCCAAGAUGUACUCUCUCCACUCCUCUAAGUGGUACCUGGCCGCCUUCGCUCUCCGCCAGAGGAUGCUCAAUUUUGUCCAGAACUUUGAGUACUACAUGAUGUUUGAGGUGGUAGAACAAAAUUGGCUUGUGUUCCAGCAGAACAUGGAAAAUGUGUCUAACAUAGAUGACGUGUUGGCGUACCACGCUGAUUUCCUGAACACCUGUAUGAAUGACUGUAUGUUAACAGACCCCGACCUUCUGAGGAUUGUACACAAACUGAUGGUGGUGUGUGUCACAUUCUCCAACUUCAUACAGAGAUUGAGUCUGAGCACAGCUGUAGAACCGGAGAGUAAACCGACACGAGAGAGUUCUCUACAGGCCACCAGUAAAGAACACAGAGAGCAGGCCAUUAAAGAAAAACUCAAAACAAAGAAGUUUCUCUCAUACAACAUGGAUGUUGUUGCAGAGCAUGUAGAUCUAAUGAUGGCCAGUGAGAACUUUGAGAGGACAAUUGCAAAUUUUGACCACAACUUCUCAGGCAAACUAAUAGAUUUACUGAGGAAAAUCAUGGACCUGAGUUCAGAAAGUGGACAUUUGAAAUUGCUUAAUAUUCUCUAUAGACUGGAUUUCAAUGGUUUCUACAAGGAGAAGUUAGAAGCCAUGUCAGCAGAGAAAGCUAUUAUGGAAUCUUCUAUACACAGUACAGAUUCUGGAUCCACAGGCUCAUGGCCGACGUCAUCAUUUACGUCACAGCGUCCAGAGACCGCUCAGUACGUCCCCAGCAUCCACAAACAAAGACCGUCAUCUAACUCAUCUAGUUAACUGUCAAUACAUCUCCAGUAUCCACAAACAAAGGCCGUCAUCUAACUCAUCUAGUUAAACAGGGCUGGCCAGAAUAUCACAAGCACUAACAAUGGAAAGAGAUUAAUAAACUAAGUUAUAUUCAA